Molecule: messenger RNA, 1473 nt
Organism: Exophiala xenobiotica
Lineage: Eukaryota; Fungi; Ascomycota; Eurotiomycetes; Chaetothyriales; Herpotrichiellaceae
Exons: 2
Coding region: 1-1473 (490 amino acids)
Source: RefSeq, a predicted model, not a curated record
AUGCGUGACGUUGUCCACGCUCUUCGCGACCAUUCCUAUACCUUUAGCAACUACUACGACUACGAGAGUCGUCCAUCCCAGGAGAGAGUCAAUGCGAACAAUGUGGCGGCACAAUUUCCAGAAAGGAUGUACCACGACGAUAAAGUAUACGAAAACUCCAUGGCGCUCACUUGUGCAUGGAAUCAGAAGCUAAGGGACGCAAUCCCUGGGAUAAUCGCAGAAGUUGCAGAUCAUGCCGGGGUGGAAGCCGAAGCCGAGUUUGUUGGCAUGGGUGCCUUCAAUAUUGUCUACAAAGUAGACAAGUUUGGAGGUAUUUAUCGAUUCCCGAUCUUGGGCAAAAGCGCAUUCCGCCACGAAAAGACAAAUGACGAAUGCAUGAUAAUGCAAUACCUUUCUCGACACACGGCGAUCCCGAUUCCUAGACUCAUCGCCGCCAAAAGCUGCGAGGUCGGGCCGUACCUCGUUAUGGCUCGUGCAGACGGCAAAGACUUGUCGGACUAUCUCGAGACCAAACCACAGCUCGGCGGACCAGGAGGAUUGGACCCGAACGUCAACAUGACUACUUUGGCUCAAGCCUAUCGCAGCAUGGCUAAAAUCUUGAUCGAGCUUUCCAAAUGUCGAUUUGCCCACAUCGGAGCCGUAGGGCGAAAUGAAUCCAAGCAGUGGUGUGUGACAAAGAGACCAAUCACCAUCAACAUGAAUCAGAUUGUCUCAUGCGGGAACUUCCCAGUGAAAGCACUGCCCCAGAAGGCCUUUGCAACGGCAAACGAAUAUUUCGCCUGUCUGGCCGAAAUUCACCUGACACAUCUCAAAACUCAACGUAACGAUGCGAUUGACGACGAGACGGAUGCUCGGAAAAAGUACGUGUCCCGAUGUCUGUUUUCCAAAAUUGCCCAAAAUUUCUCAGUCCAAGACAAUCACCGGCCUUUUCCAUUGUAUUGCGACGAUUUGCGGCCUUCGAAUGUCCUCGUGGAUGACGAGAUGAAUAUUCGCAGCGUCAUUGACUGGGAAUACUGCUAUGCCGCCCCUGUCGAAUUCACGUAUUGCUCGCCAUGGUGGCUCCUUCUCAAGCAUCCAGAAGAUUGGGACCGUGAUUUGGGCAACUUUUUUGAGCAAUAUCUCCCACGACACAAAUUAUUCAUACAAGUCCUACGUGAGGAAGAGCAUGACCUUAUCCAUCAAGGGAAACUGCUGGAGAGCCAGUGCCUCUCCACCAGGAUGUCGGAGUCAGUUUCCAAUGGUCAUUUUUGGUUCUGUCUUGCCGCCACGUCCAGCUACGCGUUUGACGAUAUUUACUGGAGAUUUAUCGACCCUGCCUAUUACGGCCCAUUCACCUCAAUCAAAGAUCGAAUUCAACUCUUGAACCAGCAAGAGCGAGACGACCUCGAACCAUUUGUGCAGCUCAAGAUCCAGCAAGCAGGGGAGGGCACAGUAGAUCAACAUUGGACCGUAGAGGAAAUGUUCGACGCCUGA